This is a messenger RNA of Kluyveromyces lactis, 1215 nucleotides long. RefSeq names its product putative acyltransferase (gene CST26). The transcript has a single exon. The record is from RefSeq and is a predicted model, not a curated record. Gene Ontology annotation, cellular component: endomembrane system. The coding region runs from base 1 to 1215 and encodes 404 amino acids. Lineage: Eukaryota; Fungi; Ascomycota; Saccharomycetes; Saccharomycetales; Saccharomycetaceae. Gene Ontology annotation, molecular function: acyltransferase activity.
AUGUUAGUGAGCACGAUACUAUAUCGAACCUACAAAGUCAUUGUGACAUUUGCAUCAAUGGUCAUAUUCAUUCAGGGAGCUAUAUCCAUCUUGGUAUACCAAGCUUUGAUCAAUGCAUUUUACAGUAAGAACCUUUCCACAAGGCAGAAGUUAAUGGAUCUAACGAAGAAACGGUUCAUUCUUCUAUUGGUGACCAUUCUAUCGUUGGUGGCGCCUUCCCAUGUGAGGAUAACAACCGACAAUGAAUCGAUACCGAAGGGAACCAUAUAUAUGGAUCAUCAUAAGGGCAGGUUAAUAUCCAAAGCUAAUUCCAAUGCAGUGGUUAUAGCUAAUCACCAAAUUUACACUGAUUGGGUGUUUUUAUGGUGGUUAGCAUAUGUGUCAGAAAGGGCUGGUAACGUUUACAUUAUGUUGAAGAAAUCAUUAGAGUCGAUACCACUUCUGGGAAGCGGUAUGACAAAUUACAAGUUUAUAUUUAUGAAUAGAAAGUGGGAACAGGACAGAAUCAAUCUAUCAAAUAAAUUGCACGAAAUAGAUUUGGAUGCUCGUGGGGUCGGAAUCAUUGCUGGGAACUCUCCAACGACUAAGACAGAGGAAGGACUUAACAUAUGGGACGAGGCGAAAGUGGAGAAGAAGGGUGAGCAAUGGCCAUACUGGUUAAUGUUGUUCCCAGAGGGCACAAACCUUAGCGCUGGUACCCGUGCUAGAAAUAAGGCAUUUGCAGAAAAAUCAGGACUUUCUCCAUUUAAACAUGUUCUACUACCAAGAACCACUGGAUUGAAGUUUUGCUUGCAGAAACUUCGCAACAGUUGCGAGUACGUUUAUGAUAUUACAAUUGCAUAUUCAGGCGUUAGAGCUGAAGACUAUGGACAAGACAUUUACAAACUAGGAAACAUAUUCCUCAAGGGAAAAGCUCCAAAAUUGGUGGACAUCUAUAUCAGAGCGAUCAGAUUAGACGAUAUUCCACUUGAAGAUGAUGAUGAAUUCCAUUCUUGGCUUUUUAGUGUCUGGAACCUCAAGGAUAAGUUGCUAGAUAAUUAUUACAAAACAGGAAGUUUCCAACUAGAUCCUGAUCUUAAUCAUGCUGUAACAGGACCCUGCAGAGUUAGCAUUUUAUCCCUUGUUUCCAUUUUGCUCUUCCCUGUCUUAACGAUGCUUCCCAUCUUUUACUAUAUAGGGAAGAAGGCAACUUCUUUAGUAUCUAAAGAUUCAUAG